This is a messenger RNA of Ilex paraguariensis (yerba mate), 7936 nucleotides long. The record is from the annotation of a GenBank genome assembly. NCBI's taxonomy places the organism in Eukaryota, Viridiplantae, Streptophyta, Magnoliopsida, Aquifoliales, Aquifoliaceae.
AUUUGCUUCCAGGCUGUUGGCUUGGAUUCUCAGUCGGAUUAUGGGAGCAUCUGUUACAUUUCGGGUUGGUGGAUGGAAAUGUUUGAGGGAUGUUGUUGUGAAGUUCAACAAGGGUGCUGUUGAAUCUGUUUCUGUUGGUGAGAUCAGACUCAGCUUACGGCAGUCAUUGGUUAAACUCGGGGUUGGUUUCAUUUCUAGGGAUCCGAAACUACAGGUAUUAAUAUGUGACUUAGAAGUUGUGAUGAGGUCUUCAAAUAGAAGAUUCGAGAAAACCAGAUCUCGGAGAUCUCGCAGUUCGGGCAGAGGAAAGUGGAUGGUUGUGGCCAACAUAGCGAGAUUUUUGUCAGUUUCUGUGACAGAGUUGGUUGUGAAGAUGCCAAAAGCUACUAUUGAAGUUAAAGAACUAAGAAUGGACAUAUCUAAAGAUGGUGGAUCCAGACCGGCCCUGUUUGUUAAGCUACACCUUUUACCUAUCACUGUUCACUUGGGUGAACCGCAGGUUAGUUGUGAUCACUCAUCCAAUUUUAACAAUGGUGGAUGUGUUCCUGCUAGCCAAACAUCCUUCGCCAUGAUGGAGAGGGCCUCUGCCCCUUUCAGCUGUGAAGAAUUCUCUAUAUCAUGUGAGUUUGGGCAUGAUAGGAAAGCGGGUGUAGUUGUUAAGAACGUGGACAUCAAGAGUGGAGAAGUCACUUUAAGCUUAAAUGAGGAGAUGUUUCUUAAGAAGAAGAGUUCAUCUGAUGCCUUUUCUCACAUUGACGAAGUUUUAGGAUCUACCGUUGAAUCUGAUGAUGCUAAAAAGCCACACAAAAAACAGAUAUCAAUUUCGGCAAUCACAAAGUACACUUCUAUGUUCCCAGAAAAGGUCUCCUUCAUUUUACCAAAAUUGGAUGUGAAGUUUGUUCAUCGGGUACAUGAUCUUGCUGUCGAGAAUAAUAUCAUGGGUGUCCAAUUGAAAAGCGUCAAGUCUCAAACAAUUGAAGAUGUGGGGGAGAGUACGCGCCUUGAUAUUCAAUUGGAUUUCAGUGAGAUUCAUCUUUGUAGAGAAGCUGGCGCUUCUAUCGUGGAGAUACUAAAACUCGAUGUUGUUUCUUCAGUUUACAUCCCAUUGCAGCCUACCUCACCAAUCAGGUCUGAAAUUGAUGUUAAGCUUGGGGGUACCCAAUGCAACCUAAUAAUGAGUAGAUUAAAGCCAUGGAUGCGCCUGCGUUCCACAAAUAACAGGAAAAUGGUGCUUCGUGAGGACAGGUCUAGUCUUGAAAGGCCACAGUCAGCUGACAUUAAAGCCAUCAUGUGGACAUGCACUCUCUCAGCCCCAGAAAUGACUAUUGUGAUUUAUAAUUUGAGUGAUUCACCGCUGUAUCAUCCUACCUCACCAAUCAGGUCUGAAAUUGAUGUUAAGCUUGGGGGUACCCAAUGCAACCUAAUAAUGAGUAGAUUAAAGCCAUGGAUGCGCCUGCGUUCCACAAAUAACAGGAAAAUGGUGCUUCGUGAGGACAGGUCUAGUCUUGAAAGGCCACAGUCAGCUGACAUUAAAGCCAUCAUGUGGACAUGCACUCUCUCAGCCCCAGAAAUGACUAUUGUGAUUUAUAAUUUGAGUGAUUCACCGCUGUAUCAUGGCUGCUCACAGUCAUCACAUUUCUUUGCCAACAACAUAUCGAGUUCGGGCACUGCAGUACACGUGGAACUUGGCGAAGUAAAUUUGCACAUGGCAGAUGAAUAUCAUGAAUGUUUAAAAGAAAGCCUGUUCGGCGUGGAAUCAAAUACGGGUUCCUUAAUGCAUAUAGCAAAGAUUAGUCUUGAUGGGGGCAAGAAGGACAUGGAUUCACUUGAGGAGGAUGUUGCCAAGUAUAAAUCAGUUCUCUGCGUUGAUGUAACUGGUAUGGGUGUGUACCUGAACCUCAAGCGUGUUGAGUCGUUAAUAUCAACUGCAUUGUCCUUUAUGGGUUUGUUGAAACAUCUAUCUGCUUCUGGUAGAAAACCAGCACAUAGUCGCGGAGAGCGUCCAACCAGACCAUCUGGGAAAGGGACACAACUCAUAAAAUUUAACCUUGAACGGUGUUUUUUAAAUUUCUGCGGUGAGGUGGGCUUGGAAAACUCAGUUGUUGCAGACCCCAAACGUGUGAAUUAUGGUUCACAUGGUGGUCGAGUUUUAAUAAGUACCUCAACUGAUGGGUCGCUGCGUACUGCAAACAUAAUGUCCACCAUGUCUGAUGAGUGCCAGAAGCUAAAGUACUCUAUUUCCCUCGACAUUUUCCAUUUCAGUCUGAGCAUGAACAAGGAGAAACAGUCCACACAGAUGGAGCUUGAAAGGGCCAAAUCUAUAUAUCUGGAAUAUUUGAAAGAUACUAGUCCUGGCACCAAAGUGGUUUUGCUUGACAUGCAAAAUGCAAAAUUUGUACGGCGAGCUGGUGGUCUUAAGGAGAUUUCAGUGUGCUCUCUUUUUAGUGCUACAGAUAUCACUGUCAGGUGGGAGCCUGAUGUCCAUAUAGCACUAUUUGAACUCAUGUUGCACUUGAAAGUAAUAAUACACAAUCAGAAGCUUCAGGAACGUGAUAGUAUACUUAUGGAAGACAUCUCCAGCAUGAGAGAUACUGAACAGAAGAAAGAAACCCCUAUGGAAUCGGUACAACUUGAAAAACAAUGCAAGAAAAGGGAAUCUGUUUUUGCUAUUGAUGUUGAGGUGUUGAAUAUUUUUGCCGAGGUUGGUGACGGGGUUGAUGCCAUGAUGCAGGUUCAGUCUAUUUUUUCUGAGAAUGCCCGUAUAGGGGUGCUUCUUGAAGGACUUAUGCUCCGUUUCAAUGGAGCAAGAGUAUUUAAAAGUAGUAGAAUGCAAAUUUCUCGCAUUCCCAGUGCCUCUAGUAGUUUUUCAUCGGAUGCAAAACUUGCUGCAGCCACUACAUGGGAUUGGGUAAUACAAGCCAUUGAUGUUCAUAUUUGCAUGCCCUACAGGUUGCAGUUGCGUGCCAUUGAUGAUUCCAUUGAAGAAAUGUUGCGAGCUUUGAAGCUUAUUACUGCUUCCAAGACUAAACUUAUAUUUCCGAUGAAGGGAGAGAGUACAAAACCUAAAAAGCCUAGUUCAACGAAAUUUGGAUGUGUAAAAUUUUGCAUACGUAAGCUAACUGCAGACAUUGAGGAAGAACCAAUACAGGGUUGGUUUGAUGAGCACUACCAGCUUUUGAAGAAUGAGGCUUCUGAAUUAGCCGUGAGGUUGAAUUUUCUUGAUGAAAUAAUUUCCAAAGGCAGCCAAGGUUCCCGAACUGCUGAAACAAAUGAUUCUACCCACGAAGAUAAGAUUCAUUUUAAUGAAGAUGAGAUUGAUGUCCAUGAUGCUUCAGCUAUUCAAAAAUUGCAAGAGGAGAUCUAUAAGCAGUCUUUCCGGUCGUAUUAUCAGGCAUGUCAAAAUCUUGUGCCAUCAGAAGGAUCAGGGUCCUGUAGUGAAGAGUUUCAGGCUGGUUUCAACCCUAGCACUGCCCGAACUUCUCUAUUUUCCAUUUCUGCCACAGAGUUUGAUUUAAGCUUGACAAGAAUUGAAGGUGGUGAUGAUGGGAUGAUAAAGGUUCUACAGCAGCUUGAUCCAGUUUGUUUGGAGUAUAACAUCCCAUUUUCUCGAUUGUAUGGGUGUAAUAUUCUUUUGCAUACAGGUUCUCUCGCUGUCCAUGUGAGAAAUUACACAUAUCCACUUUUUUCUGCAACUUCUGGUAGAUGUGAAGGUCGGGUUGUGCUAGCUCAGCAGCUAACUGCAGACAUUGAGGAAGAACCAAUACAGGGUUGGUUUGAUGAGCACUACCAGCUUUUGAAGAAUGAGGCUUCUGAAUUAGCCGUGAGGUUGAAUUUUCUUGAUGAAAUAAUUUCCAAAGGCAGCCAAGGUUCCCGAACUGCUGAAACAAAUGAUUCUACCCACGAAGAUAAGAUUCAUUUUAAUGAAGAUGAGAUUGAUGUCCAUGAUGCUUCAGCUAUUCAAAAAUUGCAAGAGGAGAUCUAUAAGCAGUCUUUCCGGUCGUAUUAUCAGGCAUGUCAAAAUCUUGUGCCAUCAGAAGGAUCAGGGUCCUGUAGUGAAGAGUUUCAGGCUGGUUUCAACCCUAGCACUGCCCGAACUUCUCUAUUUUCCAUUUCUGCCACAGAGUUUGAUUUAAGCUUGACAAGAAUUGAAGGUGGUGAUGAUGGGAUGAUAAAGGUUCUACAGCAGCUUGAUCCAGUUUGUUUGGAGUAUAACAUCCCAUUUUCUCGAUUGUAUGGGUGUAAUAUUCUUUUGCAUACAGGUUCUCUCGCUGUCCAUGUGAGAAAUUACACAUAUCCACUUUUUUCUGCAACUUCUGGUAGAUGUGAAGGUCGGGUUGUGCUAGCUCAGCAGAAAUCAAGGGAAACAAGUCCUAGUGAUCAAUCUCCUACAAAGUCUGACAAGGAAUUGACAAUUAGUGAGGAUCUGUCUGCUACAUGUUUUCAGCCCCAGAUUCACCAAAACGUUUUCAUUGGUAGAUGGAGGAAGGUGUGCUUACUUCGUUCAGCUAGUGGCACAACUCCACCCAUGAAAACAUAUUCAGAUUUGCCCAUACAUUUUCAGAAAGCAGAAGUUUCCUAUGGAGUGGGUUUUGAACCAGCUUUUGCGGAUGUGAGCUAUGCUUUUACUGUGGCUCUUCGCAGGGCAAAUUUAAGUACUAGGAAUCCAAAUGCUUCAGAUAUUCAACCGCCAAAAAAGGAAAGAAGCUUGCCAUGGUGGGAUGAGAUGAGAAACUAUAUUCAUGGGAACAUUAAUUUAUUCUUCUCUGAAACCCGAUGGAAUGUUCUUGCUACUACUGAUCCUUAUGAGAAGUGUGACAAACUUCAAAUGGUAUCUGGUCUUAUGGAAAUCCAGCAGUCAGAUGGCCGUGUUUACGUUUCGGCUAAGGAUUUCAAGAUUUUAUUGAGCAGUUUGGAGAGUCUGCUCAACAAUUGUGGCUUAAAAUGUCCCACUGGCACGAGUGGUGCUUUCUUAGAGGCCCCGGCCUUUACUGUUGAAGUUACAAUGGAUUGGGAAUGUGAUUCUGGCAAUCCCUUAAACCAUUAUCUGUAUGCACUUCCAAAUGAAGGUGUUCCUCGUGAGAAAGUUUUUGAUCCCUUUAGAUCUACCUCUCUCUCCCUGCGGUGGAAUCUCUCACUUAGACCGUCCCUUGCCUCACUUGAAAAUCAAUCACAAUCCUCAACCAUGGGAGAUAAUUCUCUCCUUGAUGGAGCUAUCUAUGGUCCAUUUAAGUCUGAGAAUUUGACAAUUGAUUCACCAAGCGCAAAUGUUGGUCCUCAUGAUUUAGCAUGGCUAAUAAAAUUCUGGAAUAUGAAUUACCUUCCUCCUCAUAAAUUGCGGACCUUUUCUAGGUGGCCUCGUUUUGGAAUUCCAAGAAUUGCCAGAUCAGGCAAUCUGUCUUUAGACAAGGUGAUGACAGAAUUUAUGUUCCGGAUUGAUUCAACUCCAGCUUGUGUAAGGCAUAUGGCUUUAGAGGAUGAUGACCCGGCCAAAGGGUUGGCAUUUAAGAUGACAAAGCUAAAACAUGAAAUGUGUUAUAGUCGAGGUAAGCAAAAAUAUACAUUUGAAUGCAAACGUGAUCCUCUUGAUCUUGUUUAUCAGGGUCUUGAUCUUCACAUGCCUAAGGCAUAUGUAAAUAAAGAUUGUAUGAGUGUUGCAAAAGUAGUUCAAAGCACAAGAAAAAGUUCACAGUCCACAUCCACGGACAGAGUUAUGAGUGAAAAAUGUGGCUGCAUGAGCAGCAUCACCGAGAGGCAUCGUGAUGAUGGAUUUCUGUUAUCAUCUGAUUAUUUUACCAUCAGAAGGCAAGCCCCAAAGGCUGACCCUUCAAGGUUGUUAGCAUGGCAAGAAGCUGGAAGAAGAAAUCUUGAGAUGACAUAUGUCAGGUCUGAAUUUGAAAAUGGGAGUGAGAGUGAUGAACAUACGCGUUCUGACCAUAGUGGAGAUGAGGGAUAUAAUGUUGUAAUAGCCGACAAUUGUCAGCGCAUUUUUGUUUAUGGCCUUAAGCUUUUAUGGACUCUUGAGAAUAGAGAUGCUGUUUGGUCCUGGGUUGGUGGAAUAUCCAAGGCAUUUGAGCCUCCAAAGCCUUCUCCUUCUCGGCAAUAUGCCCAGAGAAAGUUGGUCGAGGAGAACCAGAUACUGGAUAAACCUGAAACACUACAAGAUGAUGUGUCAAAGCCCCAUUUUGUCAGUCAUGAUGCGAAUUUCCCUUCUCCACAACCUGUGGAGGCUUCAGGAUCAAUUCCAUCUCCAGUUCAAUCAAAUAUAGUUGAAAAUCCAUCAUUGGGUGAAGGUGCAAAGAAUGGCAAUAAUGAUGACUCUAAAGAGGGAACUGGUCAUUUCAUGGUCAAUGUUAUUGAGCCACAAUUCAAUCUUCACUCGGAAGAAGCUAAUGGUAGAUUUCUGCUUGCUGCUGUUAGUGGCCGUGUUUUAGCUCGUUCAUUUCAUUCAGUUCUUCAUGUUGGCUAUGAGAUGAUUGAACAAGCACUUGGCCCAGGAAAUUUACAUGUUCCUGAAUGUCAACCUGAAAUGACGUGGAACCGCAUGGAGGUUUCAGUAAUGUUGGAGCAUGUGCAGGCUCAUGUUGCCCCAACUGAUGUUGAUCCAGGGGCUGGACUACAGUGGCUUCCAAGAAUUCGUAGGAGCUCACCCAAAGUAAAGCGUACCGGAGCUUUACUUGAAAGAGUGUUUAUGCCUUGUGACAUGUACUUCCGCUAUACAAGGCACAAAGGCGGAACUGCAGAUUUGAAGGUGAAGCCCUUGAAAGAGCUUACUUUCAAUUCUGACAAUAUAACGGCAACAAUGACUUCUCGUCAAUUUCAGGUCAUGCUAGAUGUGUUGACUAAUCUUCUUUUUGCUCGGCUUCCGAAGCCUCGAAAAAGUAGUCUUUCAUAUCCAGCUGAAGAUGAUGAAGAUGUUGAAGAGGAGGCAGAUGAGGUGGUUCCUGACGGUGUUGAAGAGGUAGAACUAGCAAGAGUCAACGUUGAACAGAAAGAAAGGAUGAAAAAGUUGAUCAUUGUUGACAUUAGGAAACUAUCUCUUCGUAGUGAUAUUUCUGGAGACCUAUAUCCUGAAAAGGAAGGCGAUCUAUGGAUGGUAACUGGUGGAAGAUCCACAUUGAUUUUUACUAUGGCUUCCAACGAGGAGGCAGCAGUUCAGGAGUACUUCUCUAGGGGUGGCGGCAGCAUUGUGGCGCUGAAAGGGGGAGUACCUGAAAGCAACAUGAUGAGAUGGCCCGUGGAGAAAAGUAGUAACUUUAUGGUAAGAUCAUAUUACAAGACAUAUCUCCUUGAAAAGGGAUUGAAUUCCAAGGCCCUGCCUGAGAGUAGUCCUAGGGGACCCUUCAUUCCUGUUUCUUCUUCUCCACACCCCCUUCUGCUGGGGCAGAUGAUGUUAGCUGAUGUCCAUUUGCCUGCAACAGUGGAUGUGUAUGCUGUGCACAGACUAAAGAAAGAGCUAAGAAAUGCACAAAAAUCGAGAAAGGCCGCAUCUGCUUCUUUAAGGAUAGCUCUGCAGAAAGCUGCACAACUGCGACUUAUGGAAAAAGAGAAGAACAAGAGUCCAUCCUAUGCCAUGCGCAUUUCCUUGCAAAUUCAUAAAGUGGUUUGGGGCAUGCUUGUAGAUGGUAGAUCGUUUGCUGAAGCUGAGAUAAAUGACCUGAUAUAUGAUUUUGACAGGGAUUACAAAGAUGUUGGUGUUGCUCGGUUUACAACAAAGUAUUUUGUUGUGAGAAACUGUCUGCCCAAUGCCAAGUCUGAUAUGCUUCUAUCAGCAUGGAAUCCUCCUCCUGAAUGGGGAAAGAAAGUGAUGCUUCGCGUGGAUGCAAAGCAGGGAGCUCCAAAGGAUCGGAACUCUCCUCUUGAACUAUUUCAGCCAAUCUGGUCCAUACCCCGUACCAUGAGGGCCAUAUUUGGUUCAGGGAGACCUGUUGCCUCAUAA